GCGAAUGGACACGUGUUAAAGUACAGCACAUUACAGGCCCGACGUCCCAAGGGGCUCGGAAAUAAUUGCAAGCAGAUAUGUUAAAUAGUAUCACUGCAAAAAUAGUUUGAGAAUUACAUUGACAUCACAGUUGCCCGGACGUGAACUUAUUGAGGGAAAGAAACUUGAAACGUACAAGUAAGAAUCUAAUGGCUACCAACCACUCCUUGACAGUGUCUGAUCACACAGCAGAUGAAGCUGUACGGUCCACGUGUGAUGAUGCAACAGUUUGUAAAAGAUUUGCAGUGAGUCUGAAUUACUGGAAGGAUCCAUACAUACAGUACUUUACAAAGCAACCAAAUGAAAGAAAAGCUCCUGAAAUAAACAGAGGUUAUUAUGCUCGUGUAAAAGCAGUGAAUUUAUUACUGGAUGCUUUUGUAAAGAAAACCAACUGUGAUUGUCAAGUUCUAAACCUGGGUGCAGGCUUGGACACAACUUUUUGGAGACUCAAGGAUCAAAACAUCCUUCCAAAAAAAUACUUUGAAAUUGACUUUCCAAUGAUUGUCAUGAGAAAAAUACACUUAAUUAAAACAAAGCCUCCACUGUUAAAGCCAAUUCUAGAAACCCAUUCAAGUAGUAGCCUGCUGAUAGAUGGUUGCAGCAUGGACUCUGAUCAUUAUACCAUUGUUGGGCAAGAUCUCCGUGACCUCCCCACGCUGUUGGAAAGAUUGAAGAAAUUUGGUCUGGAUACAAAGUUGCCAACAUUGCUAAUUGCAGAAUGUGUUCUUGUCUAUAUGACACCUGAGCAAUCUGCAGAAUUGAUAAAUUGGGCAUCAAGUACUUUCAGUACCACCAUGUUUAUUAAUUAUGAGCAGGUGAAUAUGACUGAUCGCUUUGGCCAGGUGAUGAUAGAAAAUUUACAGCGACGGCAGUGUAACCUUGCAGGAGUUGAUGUCUGUCACACUCUGGAGACGCAGAAGAACCGGUUUCUUUUGAAUGGCUGGGACAAUGUGAAUGCCUUGGAUAUGAUGACUGUUUAUAACAGUUUACCACAAGUAGAUGUUCAAAGGAUAGAGCAACUCGAAUUCUUGGAUGAGAAGGAGCUUUUACAGCAGCUACUGCAGCACUAUUGCAUCUGCUGGGCCACAAAAGAUAGUGAAGAUUUUGGUAUUGGUGACAUUAUGUUUGGGAGCAUUUGAUUUCCAUUGACAAGCUACUUCAAGCCUGAAAUGACAAAUCCUGCAAUUAGUUUGCAUGAAAAACAAAAUCUACUAAAGCUGUAAUGGGACAGUGCCUUUGUGAUUAAGUGUUUGUUGAUGUGCAACAGAAAAGGUUGAUAUUAAACCAUUUUGUGAACAAAGCCUAUAAUGUAUGUCAGAUUAACAAGCCAUUGUUUUGCAUUAAAAAUGAUUAUUUUUUAAAUUUGUGACAGCCACAAAAUUCUGAGUUGCAAUCAAAAUGUUAGAAGUAUCGGGUUUGCUAGUGUACCAUCAAUUAUUUUUCAUUAAUUCACAAAAACAGUGUGCCUCAAAUGCUAUAGAUGAUGAACAUUUCUGCACAGUAUUAUGGAUUAUUUGAAUGAGAAAUUUUUAUUUGGGAUAUAUCUGCACUGACACAUGAACUGGUGAGCUGAUGUGUGAACUGAUAUGAUUAAUGCUGGUAAAUAGCCUGUACCUGACAGUUGACACUGGCAGACUGUACCCACUGAAUUGAGAGCAAACCUUCAGGUCACUGGCAACUGCUGGACCAUCAAUAAAAGUGAAGAAUCAUAUUAUUAAAAAUUUACAAAACACUUUAUAAAAAAUCCUGGGAAGCAAACUAUAGAUGCUGGUAAAACAAUUAUUACAUUGUUUAAAAUUAGAAGAAAAGGAAAUUACCUUGCAAUUACUUGCCUGCCUCCCCAAAAUUGUUGUUCUCUUAACAUAAUACGGCUGAUUUUUCAGCGUAAGCCUCAGUUCUGGGAAUUGUAUGGAAGUUUCCAGAGGAGCAAUUAGCUGAGCAGAAUUUCAGGAAUCCUGCCCCUGCAGGGGAACCCCAUAUGUUCCCACAAUUGCCUGGGUAGCAACUAUCAUAGUGUCAGCUUUUUAGUAAGUUAAAUUGCUUUUGUUAUUAUCUAAUAUGUACUCUAUAUAUCUAAACUGCCCAUGUCAGUCCAUAUUUGAUUGGUUCAUUGCACACAGUGAUUAGUCAGUUGGCAUUAACUGUGGCUUACUCAUCAGUGCACUCAUCCCAGCAACUUGAGUACUAAAAGUUUGGCUCAUGCUUCAGUACUUUGGAGGUGCUGUAUGGCUGGGAGCAUUGUCCUUAUCCUUCAUUGUCAUGGAUAAAUUUAAAGGCUAGGUAUGGUGUUAGAGUUGGCUAUUGAAUCCCUAGAGUUGCCGUUAAAAGCAACUUGUUAAAAUCACAUUGUGAUUUCAGGGACAUUGCUAAUUAAGUCAUGCAUUAGUGUGUUUGUCAGGAAGUGGCCCAGAUUAAUGUUUGUGAUGCACCACAAGCACUUAAGGUCGAUCUACAUCGAACACCUAUUCAAAACAACGGAGGCUUGAGUGUUCCAUUGCAAGGCUCAUUUAUGCUCAAGUAGUGACUAUAGUUAUCUCCUUAUGUUUGAAAAAUAAUGCCCGUUUAUACCAGUAGCAACAGUCAGUCUGCUAGUUCAAUCACUUUUGGAUCUACUAUUAGUUGGAUUAAAAUAAAUCAGCUAUCAAUGCUGUUUUCUUCAAAGUGCCAGAUAUGAAUGAAGUAGAUAAAUCCAUUAACACAAGCAAAGGCAUUCUGUUUCAUGUUUAUGUAUUUUGUUUGUAAAGGCCAGAGCUGAUCAAUAAUAAAAAAAUAGAAACAGA
Hypanus sabinus (Atlantic stingray) is the source of this 2819-nucleotide messenger RNA. RefSeq names its product leucine carboxyl methyltransferase 1 (gene lcmt1). Gene Ontology annotation, cellular component: cytosol. Bases 189 to 1178 code for a protein of 329 amino acids. NCBI's taxonomy places the organism in Eukaryota, Metazoa, Chordata, Chondrichthyes, Myliobatiformes, Dasyatidae. The record is from RefSeq and is a predicted model, not a curated record. Gene Ontology annotation, molecular function: protein C-terminal leucine carboxyl O-methyltransferase activity. Gene Ontology annotation, biological process: C-terminal protein methylation. The transcript has 12 exons.